UGUGAAGUGCGAAGAGGGGCUAGUUAACUGUGUGAAUCUGGAGUGAAGAUUGGCCGGUGUCAAGCGGGUGUGAAGAUGUGGCGGUGGCUGCUCGGGGCUGCGCUGCUGGCUCCAGCUGCCGGCUUCUACCUCCCGGGUCUGGCUCCGGUGAGCUUCUGUGAGCCUGGAAAAGACACAGUUCCAGACUGUAAGGUAAACCUAACAGGUCCCACAUCACCUGUGUAUGAUGGAAAAUUUGAGUUUAAGAAACCUGCGGUGUGUCAGAAGGUGUGUACCAGAUCUUACGACACCAACAACCCAGCAGACAAGGCCAAGCUGGACUUCCUCAAGAAAGGCAUGUUACUCAACUACCAGCAUCACUGGAUUGUGGAUAACAUGCCGGUUACCUGGUGCUAUGAUGUUGAAGAUGGACAGAAGUUCUGUAAUCCUGGUUUCCCUAUCGGCUGUUAUGUCACAGAAGCAGGUCGACCCAAAGAUGCUUGCGUGGUCAAUUCCAACUUUAAUGAAAAGGAUUCUUUCUACAUCUUUAACCACGUGGACAUCACCAUCCAUUACCACAUCGUUGAGCAUGAACAACUGGGAGCACGACUGGUGGCUGCAAAGAUUGAACCCAAAAGCUAUGAAAACAAUAAUGAUGACAGCCCUGAUUGUUCUGGAGGGCCUAAGUUCCUGAAAAACAAACACAUAGGAUUGUUCGAGAUCCCGUACUGUCAACUUUGUGGUUAUGUUGAAGACAAGAACAUUCGUUGGGCGUCUAGAUGGGACUACAUCCUUGAGUCAAUGCCUCACACCAACAUCCAGUGGUUCAGCAUAAUGAACUCGUUGGUGAUCGUGUUGUUCCUGUCUGGAAUGGUAGCCAUGAUCUUGUUGAGGACUCUGCAUAAAGAUAUUGCCAGAUACAAUCAGAUGGACUCUGUGGAGGACGCUCAGGAGGAGUUUGGGUGGAAGUUGGUCCAUGGAGAUGUUUUCCGACCUCCCAGGAAGGGAAUGCUGCUAUCUGUUUUCCUCGGCUCUGGAACCCAGAUCUUCAUUAUGACCUUUGUCACCCUUUUCUUUGCUUGUCUUGGGUUCCUCUCUCCGGCGAACCGUGGCGCUCUGAUGACAUGUGCUGUUGUUCUCUGGGUUCUUCUGGGAACUCCUGCUGGAUAUGUGGCUGCUCGCCUCUACAAAUCUUUUGGAGGAGAGAAGUGGAAAACCAACAUUCUGCUGACAGCCUUCCUCUGUCCUGGGGUGGUAUUUGCUGAUUUCUUUCUGAUGAACUUGAUCCUGUGGGGUGAAGGGUCUUCAGCAGCCAUGCCAUUUGGGACCCUUGUAGCCAUAUUGGCUCUUUGGUUCUGUAUCUCAGUGCCACUCACUUUUAUAGGAGCAUACUUUGGCUUCAAGAAGGCAGGUAUCGAGCACCCAGUGAGGACCAAUCAGAUUCCUCGUCAAGUCCCAGAGCAGUCCUUCUACACGAAGCCUUUCCCUGGUAUCAUCAUGGGAAGAAUUCUGCCUUUUGGAUGCAUAUUUAUUCAGCUGUUCUUCAUAUUAAAUUCCAUCUGGUCCCAUCAGAUGUACUACAUGUUUGGCUUCCUCUUCCUCGUCUUCAUUAUUCUGGUCAUCACCUGCUCUGAGGCCACCAUCCUGCUCUGCUACUUCCACUUAUGUGCUGAGGACUACCAUUGGCAGUGGCGUUCCUUCCUGACCAGCGGCUUCACUGCGGUCUAUUUCAUGGUCUACGCCAUUCAUUACUUCUUCUCUAAGCUGCAAAUCACCGGACUGGCCAGCAUCCUGUACUUUGGAUACACCAUGAUCAUGGCUCUCAUCUUCUUAUUCACUGGUUCUAUCGGCUUCUUCUCCUGUUUCUGGUUCGUUACAAAGAUCUACAGUGUGGUCAAAGUGGACUGACGGAUUGAAACACAACAGACUAUACGGCUUUGUUCCGUUAACCUUUGGAACAUUCAGCACUGUCGAACUGAACUGAACAUUAUAAUGUGAACCUUCACCUCCUCAAGGACUUUGCCUCCGACAGAUGACUCUUUUCUUUGUUUGUUGUGUGGAGCAAUGUGUACACUGGGUUGUGAUUUUGAACAUUACAGUAUCUAUCUGCAUAUAAUCUGAAUGAUAUGAAUCAUACAAGCCUGUUCCAGUAUCUGACGUGUUCAUACGAUGCCACCUUCGCACGGUGCGGUGACCCAGAGCUGGACUGUCAGCUAUCAUGUCAUGUGUGGCAUUUAGGUUUGUUUCAUGAUCCGUGUACUGUGUGUUUGCAGAUGUAGUUGGACAAAUAAAGCUGUGAGUUCCUGCUUCUUAACA
This is a messenger RNA of Sebastes umbrosus (honeycomb rockfish), 2295 nucleotides long. RefSeq names its product transmembrane 9 superfamily member 2-like. Gene Ontology annotation, biological process: protein localization to membrane. The record is from RefSeq and is a predicted model, not a curated record. Gene Ontology annotation, cellular component: membrane. Lineage: Eukaryota; Metazoa; Chordata; Actinopteri; Perciformes; Sebastidae.